GGGCUCAGUGCCGCGGGUUUGGGUGUGUGGCCAAGAGGGGCGCCCGCCGGCCUCCUCCACCGCCAUGAUGGACUCGCACAUCAAGACUCACUCCCUGGAGAGAUCUCUGCUGCCGCUGGUGACGGAGAUCAGCACCUUGGUAUCUUCACCAGGGGAGCGGGGCGGGGCAGGCUGUGAUAAGACAGCUCGGGCCCUACAGCGGGUCGGACAAGCAGUCAAUGUAGCAGUAGACCGCUUCGUCACUGUCGGCGAGACCAUAGCGGAUGACAAUCCAGAGAUUAAGGUGGACAUGUAUGAAGCUUGCAAGGAGGCGAGAGCUGCAGGUCUGGCCAUCGAGAAACUCUGUGAGACUGCAGAAGCGAAUUUCGUGGUUGACACAGGCGUAGGCGGCGGCGGGGGUGGCGGGGGCGGAGGGGGCCGGCCCGAGUACCGCGCCUCCAUGAUCCGAGCAGCGCGGUGCCUCCUUUCCUCUGUCACCCGCGUCCUGCUGCUGGCUGACACUGUGGUGGUGAAGCAGCUACUACUCGCUAAAGAUAAGGUAACACACAGUCUGUCGCGGCUGGAGAGCGUCACCAACUUCACGGAGUUCGUCAAAGCGUUCAGUCACUUCGGCGCCGAGAUGGUGGAGCUGGCGCAUCUCACAGGGGACCGCGCCGCUGACCUCAAGGAUGAGAGGCGGCGCGCGCAGAUGGCAGCCGCUAGACAAGUCCUCGACAGAUCUACUAUGAUGCUUCUCACAGCUUCAAAAGUGUGCUUGCGUCACCCGGAGUGCCUCACCUCGCGAGAAAACAGGGACACGGUUUUCUGCCAGAUGCGGCGGGCCAUGGACCUCAUACACUACGUGGUGAAGGACGGCGUGCUGGAUUCCGUCAACGCCCACGGCGAGGCCAGGAUAAACGGCCAGAGCCCCGCCGAGUCCCCGGGAUCGCUGAGGACGCGCCAGGUCUCUCUCACGUCUCACUCUCAGGAGGACUGGGACAACAACCACACCAUGUACGGAGCCAUUCGCCACCUGGAAGACUCCGUGGAGAUGACCAGGAUGACUCUGUGUGGCCCGGCUGUCAGGGAUCGCCUCUGCCAGGCUGUGGACACGAUAUGUGAGAGGAUGCAGGACUUCACAGACUCUGCUUACACUUCCCAUGAGCACCGUGAGAACAUCCUGCUGCUUCUGGAUAGGAUACGCCUGCAGGUGAACCAGCUGCUGCGGGUCGGCAUGAACCUGGAGCAGAAGGAGCCGCCCUCGCCCGGGGAUGAGCUGGAGACGGCCAUCAAUGCAGUGCUGACGGCGACCAGAGAGAUGAAACACCAACUCCAAACCACAGCGCUUGUACAGGCCGAGGAGUUAGUACGAGGUGCAUGUGAGGAGAGCGAGCUGAUCAGUGCCCUCAAGAACGCAGGCCUUGCCACUGACCAGGAGCGGCUGGACGAGUAUGCUGACCGCUUCCUGGAACACAUAGAACACAUACAGGAGGUGUGUAAGUUACUGCGCCACAUUGCCACCACAGACUCUCUUCAAGUCGCCGCCAAGUAUGGGGAAAUCAACCUGAGAAUCUACGGGCCCCAGGUGGUGACGGCGGCUCAGACACUCUGCCUCUACCCAACCUCCAAGAUUGCCAAGGAGAAUGUGGAAGUGUUUGCCGACAUGUGGCUCAACCUGGUGGGGGACGUGAAGAGCCUCACCAAGGACAUCAGCGACCAGAUCUCCGCUGAGAACAAACCACCAGAGAAGCAAGUCUAUGUGUCUCUCCCUCGACCCGGGGUCCAGCAGGUUGAAUCUGCUUAUCUGACUUCCCCCCAGAAACACGGCACCACCAGCAAGCCCCCCAAGCCCACCAAGCUUGACCAAGAAGAGCAAGCCAAGUUAGCCAAGUCUGGGCUAGACAUGAAGCUCAUAUCCUCAGAGGUGGACCAGGAGACGGAGAAGUGGGAGGAGCGGAUCACCCAGGAUGAGGACAAUGACAUAGUGAAGCGUGCCAAAAACAUGUCCUCCAUGGCCUUCUCCAUGUACCAGUUCACGAGGGGGGAGGGGGCACUCAAGACCACUCAGGACCUCUUCACGCAGGGCGAGUACUUUGCUGAGGAGGCAAACAGGUUAUACAAGGUGGUCAGGCAAUUCUCCUAUCAGGUGCCAGCAGGACCCCACAAGAAGGAGCUCAUGGAACACCUGGACCAGAUCCCAACCUAUGUCCAGCAGCUGCAGUUCACCGUCAAGAACCCCACUGUGGGCAAGGCAGCAACCUUUACCAAGGUGGACAAUGUCAUCCAGGAGACCAAAAACCUCAUGAAUGUUAUAUCAAAGGUGGUGACAACCUGCUUUGUCUGCGCCACCAAGUAUGAGCUGCGCCUCCCCGAACGCCUGGAACUCCCCACACUGGAUGACGUCCGCGCCUCUGGGCAGGGCAACACGAUCGGACAGUACAACUUGGACUUCCGAGGCCUCAGCCCCAGAGGACGUGGCAACUCCCCCUACCGCUCAGACGGUGAAGACGUGUCCGGUUCUGGCAACAACUCCGCCACGGGCGGGGGGUCAGGAUCGGAGGGGAACAUGUGACAAUUCGGGAUGGCCCGCCGGGGCAAGGGAGACGCUCGUCGAACACGCGUCUCCUUCCUCCUCUUCUAAACAGGAGAGUGAGGACCCCGGCGGGCCAUCGGGGAACGCAGGUAGAGAGGCACCACAGCCUGACCCAAGCUGGGGUGUUGACAACUCUUACUCAAGUCAUUUUAUGCAGCAGUCAUGCAGGUUUUACCUUUAAAGUUGCAGCUUUGCUGCUGCUAAGUCCUGCAUCUGAGAGGCAACAAGUACUUAACUAUACUGUAAUGAGUAUUGUGGCAAGAGUUCAUCAGGAUGCACUGAGCUGUGAGCUCCUGCCUCUCAGUUCAGCUUCUCUUCUAAAAAUGUAUUCUUAGUUUGAUAUUCCUAAUGCAUUACUGUUAGAGGAAAGCAGUGCUUAUUUGCUACUUCUGCCCAUAAAGAUUAAGGAAAAAUUUCCUCAUAACAAACAAACUAAGAAUACAAAGUAAAUGAUCACAUCUGGGUUCUGCUUAAGCAAGGCACUGUGCAUCACACUGCCGGAAGAGAGUUGUCAACACUGCACACCUCGGCACUGCAGGGACAGCAGCUGCGUUCAGUGUUCAGGGACGACAUUGCUUCCACUCAGGAUUGUAUUGUAUUUUUUGGUGCUAAAAAGAAAUGCGUCACCACAUGUAUCACAUAACUCAGCGUGGCCACAGCAUGCCACCUCAGAGGACCUCAAAAGCACAAAGGAAUAAACUAAAAAGCUAACAUGUACAGUUGCUCCUCACUAAUGAUGGCAGCAUGUACCAACACUCCAAUCUUUCGACAUAUCUACUACAGCACUUCCUCUUACCUGUAGCUUGUAUUUCAGUCUUUUCAUCUCUCUCUCUCUCUCUCUCUCUCUCUCUCUCUCUCUCUCUCUCUCUCUCUCUCUCUCUCUCUCUCUCUCUCUCUCUCUCUCUCUCUCUCUCAAGCUCCACACAUGCUGGAGGACAACCCUGACACAAGCUCUCUCUGGCUGCGUUCCCCACCUAGGUUAAGGUUCUAGUCUUGAAAAAGAAGCAAAAUCGGUGUUAGCACUUCAUUAGACUCAGGUUACUAACAUUUCUUUGAGAGGCUGCACUGUCUGCCUUCCCACAAACAACAAGUGAAAAGAAGUAAGUGUCAGUCCUGAGACUCUCUGGGAUCAAAUCUUAUGUUCUCCCUGUUAUCACAGCGCUAAAUUAAGGCAGAGUGUUUGCAAUGUUCUUAUUACACUGACUCUGUGACCACUUUUAUGUGAGGACUGGCAAAGAAAUUGUUCACUAAAGUAACACAUGGUUUAAAGGAGAUAGUAUUAUUAUUAUUUUUUUGGUAAUCAUUAUUUUGUUUCUCUUCUGUUGCUCCAGUGUUGUGGAGUUUGUGAAAUCAAAGAAUAAUUGGAAUUGACAUCCUAACCUGCUUUGUCAACAAGUGGCAGGAAACACACACACACACACACACACACACACACACACACACACACUCAACUUAAAUACUCAAUUAAUAUUCCAAUAGUUUUUACUUUCUUGUUAAUAGAAACCUGUACUACAUGUGUGAGAGAGAAUGAGUUUGUGUGUGCGUGUGUGUGUGUGUGUGUGUGUGUGUGUGUGUGUGUGUGUGUGUGUGUGUGUGCGUGUGUGUUUAGAGUAAGUAUUCCUCUCAGAUCUCCUUGAAAUUCUCCCUUUCAGUCUGUGCUGUGAGUGACUGCACCAUGAUCAAACACAACCAUUGUCUAUUUUUACAUAUCACAGUAUUUUGUCAGGUUUGCUUCCCACCGAGUAUUAUUUGGUGAGACCAAUCAUAUUUUGACUUGGCAAAGUUAUGAAAUAUGCCCUGACUUGGACUGCCCUUAAAGAAUAUAUUUUUGAGCUGCAUUAGUGUGCUUAUAGACUUGAUCUUUACUUUUGUAUGUGACAAAAGCCCAAAAAUGCUCCCUCAACAAGCAGUUACCUUGCUUUAAGUUGCUUGCUUCUCAUUCCAAGGCUUAUUAUGCCAUCUUGAUAAAUAAAACUUAUUUGCUCAAAAUAUUCAAUAAAUUCAAGUAUUGUUGGAAGGGUCUGCUCUGUCGUGGGAACCCAAGCAACAGAAGGGGGAGAGUGGAGAGUGAGGCCCACCAGAACAUCACAUGACUGGUAAUUAAGAAUUCCUGGUGGAAGAUGUUUGCCCUCGUAGAUACAACCCUUCCAAGAUAUAUAAGUGAAUCCAUAGUUGAUAUAUUGUUGUAGUAGGUGAGAUUUUUUCAGGGUAAUAUGAAUAGCUGAGUCACUAUAUUUGUUGAUAUUCUUUAGGAAUGUGUACAAAAUAUAUGUACAUUAAUUUAACUGUUGCUGCUGACUAGCCAUUCCAUUUAAACAGGGUUACACUGUAUAACCUUAUUAAUUUGAGCCUCCCUCAUGAUCAACAUUGUACAAAGACAUCACAAAAACCAGAAACCGAUCAAUUUGUAAGCUAUCAGACAUGCAUGAGAGAACCACGAGGCGAGAACACCAUGAUGGCUUUACUUCCUCCAUACGACGCGUACAGGACAGACAGCUUGCCACUCCUCACCACUGAGUGAGAGGAGAGGAAGACCUAUCUGAGUUGUAGAGGCGAGAGUGUGAGUCGCUUGAGGCCAAAUUAACAAGGUUCCUAAUGUACUGUGUUGCAGAUUGUUGAGUCCUCACACUCCCACUGAAGUGUCGUUCUGUGAUAACGAGUGAUGGAACAACCUAGCCUAGGUAGUAAACAUUUAAUAAGAUGAAGACUUCAGAGAGUGAAAGCAUAAUCUUUUCAUACAGACAGUCAAGACUCCUGAGGAUAAGCGGGGACAUAUAUAGUAUAUUUACAUUUAGUGAGAAAUGUUAUGGACACCUCAGUAAUGCUCUUCUUGUAUACUACAGAUUAUGUUGUGUGUUUGUAAGCAUAGUUGCACCAUCAGUGCGACAGUCUGACUGAGCCGAGGCGCAGUGCCUGAGCUGCCCUCCCGUAGGUAACACUGGUGGAGAAUUGUUACAAGACCCCACCUUGGGGACAAACUUGUCAGGUAUUCUCCCAACAUUUCAUUUCCUUCAAUGCAUGUUACCAUUUCAUAACCAGUGUGCUUCAAACUUUUUUUAGGACAUUAAAAUUGGUUCAAUGCCAUCCAAUGGAGAACCUCACGUGUGUUGAAAUUUAUGAAGUAUCCGUGUAAUUUUCAGAAAAAUGCCUGCAUUUAAUUAUUCAACUCUGCCCUGUUGUCAACCAUAGCUUUUAUAUAAUAGAGGAAAUCUAAAGUACUUUUUUAUAUUGGAAAGUUAUAUAUUCAAGUUUGAAAUACAUAUGCAAACCUUUAAAUCUAUUUAAUGAAAUGAUAAAUCUUGUUUGGGUGGAGUGAAGUGAAGAAAUGUAUCUGUUGAUGUUAUGUUUUCAUGUCAGCUUUAAACCAUGAUGCAUUACUGUUAUCUUGAUGGUUAUUGCAUUCCAAAAUAUUUUGCAAGUACGUACUUAUGCAUACAUUAUAAUUAUAUACUUGAUCUGAUAUGUUUUAAAAAGCAGCCAACAGCUCUUGGCAAAACGGAGAUCCUGUUCCUAACAGUGAUCAAAAUGGUCAGCAAGAAGUAUUGCCACUUGAGUCAUCAUUGCCUGACAAAGGUUGUGAAUAAUCCACUAAAGAAAUUAUAUUUAUAAUUUAUAUGUCUGGACCAACACAGACAACUUAGUGGACUCUGAUGCAAUGUUAGUAAUGAGUUGACUUAUUUCUGUGUAUGUUUAGCACUAAUUACAUACAGCAAUACUUUUAAAAUAUAAUUAUCAUAUGCAUUGUUUUCUUGGGGGCAUGACACUGUUACCAGGAGUUUAUUAUUUGUUGACUGUUUGUAAUAUAGACAGUAUUUAUCGGAGAAGUUGUAUGCAUUCCAGAAAAUCCGACAUUCUUGCUACAGAGGCUAGGUAGCAGGAAGAGACAUGUACACUGCAGUGACCUAAGAGGCUGCUGGUGCGGUGCCAAGCAGCGGAAAUAGCUCACCACUGUGUGUUCAUUCAUACCUCACACCACAAUGUGCAUUACGCUGAUGGUGUCACUGCAGUCAAAGAGCGUUUGUGGUGUGCGUCGGCUACACUCACAUACAUACACUUCAUUGCACCUCCAGAGUCUACUUGAUAUGACUGGAACUAAGACUCUUGUCAUAGAAACCAGUCUCUCAAAGAACUAAAGCAAGCAGAGCACAAGUGGACAUUACGAAUGAUGCAAUCUGUCACUAACUCAAGGAUGCACAUACACAAGCACUUGUUUUCUCAAUGAUACAUCUUUAUACUACUAACUGGAAAAUGGCAUUGUUGGAUUGGCUAAAUGGAAAAUGCUCAUUAUUGCUUCAUUUAUGUAUAAUCAAAGCAUUCUUCUCAAGGAGUGGUAAGGAAAUUCAGAAAAUCUAAGAAACAAAUAGGAAAAACGCAUUUGCUACAAUCAAACUACAAGAUGACUAAGUCAAAAUGCCUUUGUAUGAGAAGCUCUACGGGAGGUUAAUUGUAUGUGCUCCUGUUGUUUCCUGACGCCAGUUUAGCAGCCACGUGGGCCAUGCUGCAGGGACGCCCCAGGGCCCCUCCACGCUCUGGCCCAAAACCAACUCCAGAAAGAAUCAAACUAAGAGUCCUCCAUCGACCACCCCACACGCCCUUCCAGUCCCAUGAUGUGAACCUCUUCAAGCAUCAGUUAUCUGUUCAUUAAUUGUUGUUGAUUUAGAGUAUUAUGUACUUGUUAGCCACUCUCAACCCCCUUGACCUUGGUACUCAAGUAAGCAUCGUCUUCAAAUACAAAACAGCAAUACCUGUUUAUUUCGUACUGUUAAAUCAUAAAGUUAUAUUUUUCCUAGAGAUAUUCAAAGCAUCAUUUCAAGAAGAAAAGUAUAAGACUAGAAUGAUUGUGCAUCCCUUGAGUGCAACAAUGUGAGCAAAAUGUCUUUUCUAAUAGCUAUCAGUUAAGUUUACUACUAGUCACACCUUUCAGGUUGACAACUGGGUGCGAUAUAUAUAGUAUUACAUGAAAUUUGUUACCUCAUUAGUGGUAGGCAUCAUUAUGUGGUUAAAGAAAAAAAAAAUAUUAGGCACAGAAUAGUUUUUUUCAACCUCAAGUGGUGACCAAGAAUUCUACUCUGCCGUGUCUGUGUUUGUCGUGUGCUUGUGAGAGAGUGAUGUGUGUUGCUGCACUGUUGCAUGAACAUAGACAAUGAGGCUACUCUUGACACACGUUUUAUCAUUAAAAAAUCUCACUGAAUUUUUCACUUGCGGGAAUUUUCACCUGAGUUGCUGUACACCACGCUUGCCUAGAUCCCAGCGAGCAGUGUUGUGUGACGCUCCACCACCCAUCAGAUGGCAGCGCUCUUGUUCGGGCAAGACUCUUUCACCUCUAAAAAUUUAUUCUUGAUUUUAAAUGAAUGGAAGAAAAUCAAAAGAUGUUUGUUAAAUAUUUUUAUGCUCAAAGGGCAAUAGGUUUCUUGUGUCUUGAUGAAAUAUAUGUUUUGUAGGGAAAUUAUAUUUUUAUUACCAGAUAUUUGUAAUUACUGAUAUAUAUAACUAUGAUGGUUUUGCCUGAUCAAAAGUGGUUACAUUAAAUGGCUGGUUAUAUCCUUUAUGUUGGUGAUACGCCAAACUGCACCGCUGGAAACAUGUCGGUCAAUUCCACCUCACUGUGGUCGAGUGAAUAUUACGCCCGCACUUGUUGUUUCAGUAUUUACAAACUAAAUUGAUUAAUGUAUUUGAAGUGUAGGUUUAUUUCAGGCACAGAGAAUAUGUAUAAUGUGGCCCUAGGACUCACCCCAGAGAAAGAUCUCUUAAUUAACAGUCUUUAUUUGCUGGGGGUAAAUUUGGCAUCUUUGGGGUGAGUUGUCGGAGCCUGUGUCGUGUGGUGUCUGGGAAGCGAGGCUGACCACUGUGUCAUCGCACGCUCCCCAGCUUUCAUACCAUGUCUCAGUGUGUGUGCUGCCGUCAAGCAGUUGUCUCUGGUAUUGUUGAGCUGUGUUCGCUUCUGUGAAGAUGGUGACUGCCCCAGUGUACCAAUCCACUACCACCACCACCACUACCACCACCACCAUCACCACCAACACCAACACCAACACCAACAGAAAGGAACGGUGACUUCUGAGACCUUAGUUGAUGUUGUGCAUUGGGCUGAUUUACUUUAUUAUAAAUGAUCAUCAUCUUCAGAUUCAAAAGAUGAUGUGACUGAAGGUUUCAAUCAUACAUCUGUUUUGGCCUUUCCUCCAAAGACCUUCCCAAUGAGUGGUUCCCUGUAAGUUGUGUAAGAUAUCAUUAGCUAUAUUUGAUUUUAUACAUUCUGAUGAUGGUAUGCACUGGCCCUCUCGGGAAAGACAUUUAAUGGAAGGAAUGAACAGGCCAAGCCAGCCUUCCUUCCCUUGCAAGGCCUGAGUUAUUUUCUGAGGUUUGUAAAGAAAGUGAAUAAUGUCUACCAUGUGAGCUUGUAUGUUCCUACCCCUUGUCCUCCUCCACAGACCCAGCUGUCCACUGUUAUCAAAGUUUUUGCAAAGAAGUGACCUUCUUGUAUAUGUGAUUAACAAAAUAUGAAGCAGAAUAAACUGUUGAGUGUAUGGUAGCAAGAGCACCAUACACACAAACAUUCACACACUAGAGUUACAAGUAUUACAAAUCAGCUCUGUAUUUCUACUACCAACACCAAGAGACUGAUUUCUCUGCUGUCAUCACACUCAUGGCAGCAAAUGCAAUGUGCUAAAGAUGCUAAAGCUGAGCUACAAUAUUUUUGCUUAUUGCUAUAUUGCAAAGUGGUACAGGUAGCACUGUUUUAUUCACUUGAGUAUUACCUCAGUGAUCACCAUCUGAUUUAGUUUAUCCUUUACGCAAGUUAGCUUCCCUCUCUACACUGCCUCGCCGAGCACAACUGGCACCUUUCCAUGAAUGACUAUGUAAUCCAUAAACCAGAAGGUCAUGGCUUGUGCAACACGACCCCGGCUAUCGGACAGUUUAUUCAUUGUUGAGGCUGCAGUGUAAAUCUGGCGAGAGAAUCCCCACCCGCCAAAUACCAUUAUUGUGUAUAAACAUAUUUGUUCAGCCGCUCCCUGAAUGUAAAUAGAGCUUGUUCACAUUAUAAACAGUAUUUCAUAUGUUCAUUAAAACGUGAGGUUAUAAUAAAACAUGAAAGAUA
Molecule: messenger RNA, 9665 nt
Organism: Portunus trituberculatus (swimming crab)
Lineage: Eukaryota; Metazoa; Arthropoda; Malacostraca; Decapoda; Portunidae
Gene: alpha-Catr
Product: alpha-catulin-like
Exons: 16
Coding region: 65-2551 (828 amino acids)
Biological process (GO): Rho protein signal transduction; cell adhesion
Molecular function (GO): actin filament binding
Source: RefSeq, a predicted model, not a curated record